UUACAACUAAAAGAAGACCUGCCCCACGUUUAAUCAUGCUUUUAAAUGAUGGAAUAUGCUGAUUUUAAAAGUUGACCAGGGAUUUCUAGUUGUGGGGUGUUUGCGAGGCAUGGCUUUCCUUUUAACUUGCUUGUUUCUGUCUUGUGCGAGCAGUGUUUGGGGAAAUCAGCACGGUGAUACCAAUAUCUAUUUGGAUAACAUCACGCGCAUAUUGGAUAGAUUACUGGAUGGCUAUGACAACAGGCUGCGACCUGGAUUUGGAGGUCCAGUUACAGAGGUCAAAACUGACAUCUUUGUCACCAGCUUUGGACCUGUUUCAGAUGUUGAGAUGGAAUACACCAUGGACGUGUUCUUUCGUCAGACAUGGAUUGACGAACGGCUAAAAUUCGAAGGCCCCAUCGAGAUCCUGCGGCUCAACAACCUGAUGGUCAGCAAGAUAUGGACGCCGGACACCUUUUUCCGGAAUGGCAAGAGGUCGAUCUCUCACAACAUGACCACCCCCAACAAGCUGUUCCGCAUCAUGCAGAACGGAACUAUCCUCUACACCAUGAGAUUAACUAUAAAUGCAGAGUGUCCCAUGCGUCUGAUGAACUUCCCGAUGGACGGCCAUGCCUGCCCGCUCAAGUUUGGGAGUUAUGCUUACCCCAUCAGCGAGAUUGUGUACACUUGGAAGAAGGGUCCUCUGUCCUCUGUGGAGGUACCACAGGAAUCAUCCAGUUUGCUGCAGUACGACCUCAUCGGUCAGACAGUGUCAAGCGAGAGGCUGAAGUCCAACACAGGUGAAUAUGUCAUCAUGACAGUCCACUUCCACCUGCAAAGGAAAAUGGGCUUCUUCCUGAUUCAGACUUACAUUCCCUGUAUUAUGACUGUCAUCCUGGCCCAAGUCUCUUUCUGGAUUAAUAAGGAAUCAGUUCCAGCUCGGACUGUGUUUGGUAUCACCACUGUCUUGACUAUGACAACACUCAGUAUCAGCGCUCGCCACUCCCUCCCCAAAGUUUCUUACGCCACAGCCAUGGAUUGGUUCAUCGCCGUUUGCUUUGCCUUUGUCUUCUCCGCUCUGAUUGAGUUUGCAGCCGUCAACUACUUCUCCACUCUGCAGGCCAACCGGGAGCUGAGGAAGGCAGCAGCCAUGAAAGUGGCAGCCCAGGAGACAGGUGAGAUGGAAACACAGCCAGUUGAUGCCAGUAGUGUGCUAAAGAAGAGGAUGAACUCUGCCCCGCUGUUUGACCGUCCUGCCAAAACAUUUCCCAACCCACCUGUCAAUGCCCAAGCCUUCCUGCAGCAGGGUUCAGCUGUACCGGCCAACAACGUUCUGACUGGCACCAGCAUCAUCGACAAAUACUCCCGCAUCCUCUUCCCACUUUCAUUUGGCGCCUUCAACCUUGUCUACUGGAUCGUCUAUCUCACUAAGGACACGAUGGAGAUGUCCAGGUGA
Perca flavescens (yellow perch) is the source of this 1435-nucleotide messenger RNA. It is a transcript of the gene gabra6b, whose product is annotated as gamma-aminobutyric acid type A receptor subunit alpha6b. The record is from RefSeq and is a predicted model, not a curated record. Gene Ontology annotation, biological process: monoatomic ion transmembrane transport. Gene Ontology annotation, molecular function: GABA-A receptor activity; extracellular ligand-gated monoatomic ion channel activity. The transcript is spliced from 11 exons. Bases 56 to 1435 code for a protein of 459 amino acids. Gene Ontology annotation, cellular component: membrane. Lineage: Eukaryota; Metazoa; Chordata; Actinopteri; Perciformes; Percidae.